Messenger RNA from Coregonus clupeaformis (lake whitefish), 1847 nucleotides. Its product is annotated as T-complex protein 11-like protein 1. Gene Ontology annotation, biological process: signal transduction. The transcript has 11 exons. Lineage: Eukaryota; Metazoa; Chordata; Actinopteri; Salmoniformes; Salmonidae. The coding region runs from base 243 to 1709 and encodes 488 amino acids. The record is from RefSeq and is a predicted model, not a curated record.
GCCCCACCCAAUGCCGGAAGACGUUCUUCAUUUUCACCAGAGAUCAACAACGCAUUUAGCUAGCUAUGUAACUUAAUUCACCAUGCCAGAAGUACACUUUGAUUAGCCAGCAGAGAGACAACUACUCCAUCACUCCACUGUCCAUUCAUUUCAGGUCUGGCGAAAGUCUGACCGAAAGAAUCUACCCUGCCAGCUAGCUAGCUAACCAGUAUACGUCCCUGGACUGAAGUGAGAGGAGCAACAUGCCCAAGGACUCUGACAAACCUGGGGGUGGAGAGGACAGGACUGACUCCUCUGAACAGUCCCAUAGUAAGAGUGUCCGGAGAGGCACACCUAGUCCUCACAGAGGGAACACCCCACAAUCCAGCCCACCAAGGUUUGUGUCAGUGGAGGAGCUCAUGGAGACGGCUAAAGGUGUGACCAACAUGGCCCUGGCCCAUGAGAUCGUAGUGAAUACUGACUUCCAGGUGAAGCCCUCAGAGCCAGCAGAAGGAAGUUUCGAAAAAAUAGUGAAGGAAAUUAUGCAUAAAGCAUUCUGGGACAUUCUGGAGGCACAACUGAGUGAGAACCCGCCAUCAUAUAAUCACGCCAUCAAACUUCUUGCUGAGAUCAAAGAGACUCUGCUGUCCUUUCUGCUUCCGGGACAUGGUCGGUUGAGGGGGCGAAUUGAGGAGGUGCUAGACCUCUCUCUGAUCCAGCAGCAGGCAGAGAACGGAGCUCUGGACAUCAGUAAGGUGGUUGAGUUUGUCAUUGGUAUGAUGGGUUCACUCUGCGCUCCGAGCCGGGAUGAGGAAAUCAGGAAGCUUCGGGAAAUCACAGACCUUGUGCCUCUAUUAAAGGCGAUAUUUCCAGUGAUGGAUAAAAUGAAACUUGAUAUGGCCAAUUUUGCAGUCAGCAGCAUCCGACCCCACCUCCUGCAGCAAUCCGUUGAGUAUGAACGGAAGAAAUUCCAGGAGUUUGUCGAAAAACAACCCAACGCCUUAGACUUUACGGAGAAGUGGCUUCAAGACUCUGCUAAAUCUGUACUUCAUGAAGAACAAGCGGGUGGGGCGGGUAGUUCACCUACUCCUCUCACUGUGCACAACCAUGCUUACCUGCGUCUGCUUAAGUGGAACCACGCCUCUGAUCCUUUCCCUGAGACUCUUCUCAUGGACCAGGUGCGUUUCCAGGAAAUGCAGCAGGACUUGGAGCAGCUGGUUCGGGUGGCGUCUGUGCUACUCAUAGUGUACAACACCACAGGGGAGGCCAUCUCAGGCCUGCCAGGCCUUAUGGACAGACUGAAGAGGACCAUCAGGGUUCUGCUCACAGAGAUGUACAUGCCGUCUUUCAGUGCAGAUGAAGCCUUGGCUACCAUUGGAGAGAGGAUGUGUGUGGAACUAAGUGGAUGUCUGUCUGAACAUGGCUUCUCCCCGUUCUCCGCCAACCGGCAGAACAUUCUGAAAGGCCAGAUCUCGGCUGUUACUCUCCCAGACAACGCCAUCCGCAAGCUUAUAGACUCCCGCAUCCAGACCUACCUGCUUGCCUUCCUCGAGUCCAGUCACAGGAGUGCUCCAACCCUGCCAGGAGGCCUAGCUCCUGUCAGCAAAGAGCUGGAAGAGAUUGCCAUGAAGUUUGGCCGUCUAGUCCACUUCAACAAGUUGGUUUAUUCCCCUUUCUACCAAAAGAUCCUUCAGGAGAUUGUGCAAGAAGGAGAAAGUCAUGACACCUAGGCUUUAACACUGAACUGUUAAAUAAAAUGGGAUCACUGUAGGUUAUCCAUGCUUUCCAUUGUAUGGCUAAAGAUAAUAUAAUGAUGCCAGUAUUGUACAAGGCCAGUAAUAAUUGAUAUAAAAAUACUUAUACAAGCA